This is a messenger RNA of Octodon degus (degu), 1386 nucleotides long. RefSeq names its product RNA binding motif protein 43 (gene Rbm43). The transcript has 4 exons. NCBI's taxonomy places the organism in Eukaryota, Metazoa, Chordata, Mammalia, Rodentia, Octodontidae. Bases 70 to 1131 code for a protein of 353 amino acids. The record is from RefSeq and is a predicted model, not a curated record.
CUCCCUGGAGCAGGAACAAAAAACGAAACCAAAACUUGGUGUCCUGCGCCUUCCUGCCGCGAGCGCGCCAUGGCAUCAGUUUUGAAUGUGAAGGAAUGCGAAGCUUCUGAGAGAACAGUCAUUGUUGCCGGCCUUCCCGUUGGCCUUUUCAGUGAUCGCCAGGUGGCCACUCUGGUGAAGAGUUACUUCCAGAAUGUGAAGACGGUGGGUGGAGAAGUUGAAGGUGUUAUAUACCCAACAAGAACCAAAGGAGAUGUGUAUGUAAUAUUCAAAGAAAAAAAAGUUGCAGAGAAUGUCGUCAGACAAAGGAAAUACCAUCUAGCAAAGAAGGCUUUAUACGCUCAGCUCACGGUCUCUCGCUUUAGUGAAAAGGUCUUCAACUCCGUAAGGGCUAUCCUUGAUCUUUCUGUUUUUCGGAGUCAAAUUGUAUUAGAAAGCCUGGUCAUGGACCUGAAAAAGAAAAUCCCAAAUUUAAGCUUCAGUCCUUUGGGACCCCGCGGAACACUCUCUGUGGAAGGAUCGUUUCUGGCUAUCAAAAGGCUCAACGAGUGUUUGCUAUCAAAAGCAAGUUCUCUGCCAGACAAAAACAAAACAAUUAUCAGUAAGGGGAGAACGGGGACUAGACAGAGCUCCAAGAAAAGUGUGCAGAGAAGUGAUACCGCGGUGGAGCCGCUGAGGUCCUCAGUGCCUGAGCCUGCUGGGAGGGGACAAGUGCUUGUGCUCGACACAGACGUUUUCCUCUACUUGAAACGGAAGUGCAGAAUUUACGAAAGCACGCUCAGAAAGUUCCACGUUCUGAGCCGGGAGCGCGUGGACGGGGAGGUCAGCACCAUUUGGCUGAAAAGUGCUGGAGCUGGUUCUCAGCCGAGCAGAGUACAGCACGUGAGAGAACUCUUGGAGGAGUGGUCCCAGAGCCUGUCCUUCGAGCUCAGAAAAGAGACUUUGACUUUUGGAGGAAAGAAAAACAGCGAGAAAAGGAAUAUUGAACAGGCUUGUGAACAGCUCUGUUCAAAAUACAAUAAAGUUCUGAUUAAUUUUUAUAGGACACACAUUGACAUUAUAGGAUCGUCUUCUGACAUAUACCAAUUUAAAAGUGAGGUUAUGAAAUUAGUAAGCCAACAGGUUAGUUAAUAAAAUCUCAGUCAUAGUAAUGAUAGUUGCUUUCUCUUAGUGAGUAGUGGCCGCGUGCAUAGUGCUACCUUCACGAACGUUAUUUCUUCAUCCUAACCAUCUUUCAUUGUGAGCAUGACCAUGUUUAUGUUGUAGAAGAAGAAACGAGGAUUUGGAGAAGUUAAAACUCUUGUCCAGAUUUACUUAGCUGACAAGGGUUAGGCUGGGGCUUAACCCAGUCUAACUAACAAUGACGAUAAUAUCUAAAUAAAACUU